UUCUUCAUUGAAGCACUGUAUAAUCGAACGCUGCCCGAUUGGGCCAAGAAGGUGUAUCCCAGCGCAGAUAUGACGUAUAUAGCUGACUUUGCCUUUUCUAUAGGCACGUAUACGCGGCGUAUGGCGCGCCUCAAGAUCGGUCCAUUGAUAAAAGAGAUGCUACACCGUUUUGCCGAUAAGGCGCGUGGGUCACUGAAACCCAAUCGCUCUGUGUGGAUUUACAGCGCACACGACACAACUGUGGCGAACGUUUUAAACGCACUCAAGUUGUAUAAUUUGAAAAGCCCAGGCUACACAGCGUGCGUACUAUUCGAGCUGCGUCUAGAUGAGAAUAAUCAUCCAUUUGUUUCGAUUUUCUACAAGAACACUUCAGCCGAACCGGCAUUGCUGAGCAUACCUGACUGUGGCGUUGCGUGUCCGCUGGAGAAAACACUCGAAAUCUAUAAAGACAUAUUGCCUGUGAACUGGGAGCAGGAAUGCAAAUUGAGUACAAUGAUGAUGACGUACGAUGAGGCUAAUAUUGGCAUGGCAAUGGUUAUUCUUGGAUCGAUUAUCUGCGCCAUGUUAGUGCUUUCCUACAUUUUUUUGAUUUACUAUCGCCGUCGUCGAUACAGCACGUAUGCCUAUGCACAAAUGGCCUAAUUGUUGACAAUUGAUAUGACCGGACAACAACUCUUCGACAACCUGACCCCAACCAGCUCCAAAACAAUCGGCACAAAUUUGAUGUUCCUCUCUCUGUAUGUUAAUGAAUAAAUUUAAUGUUUUGCAUUUCAUUUUAAUAUCAGAUAAAUUUGAUAUUUAACAAUUGAAUUGCAUUUUCGGGUGUGUGUGUGCUUGUAAAUGCAUUGAUUGUGAUUCACAUUUUUAGUCGAUAACUUUGCUGUAAUAUCCAAUUAAGACGUUUUAUAUUACCAUAUACAUAAUUAUAUAUGUAUGUAUACAUAGCAAAAUACAUACAUUUUUAUACGUUAACCUAAAUUCGUAUUC
This is a messenger RNA of Rhagoletis zephyria (snowberry fruit fly), 987 nucleotides long. RefSeq names its product venom acid phosphatase Acph-1-like. Gene Ontology annotation, molecular function: phosphatase activity. The record is from RefSeq and is a predicted model, not a curated record. NCBI's taxonomy places the organism in Eukaryota, Metazoa, Arthropoda, Insecta, Diptera, Tephritidae. Gene Ontology annotation, biological process: dephosphorylation.